AUGGACAACACCCACCCGCCAUCCGAUGGCUCCUCGCGGCCACCGCCACAGCGUGAUCCCGUGAGCGAGAGCGACCUCGACCCCGCUGCUUUUCUCAAAAGCGUCCGAGAGCUGUCGGAGAAGCGCGAUCGUGAGGACCAGGAGAGAGUGCGGAAGCUGGAAGAAGAAGUGCAGAAGGGACGCGAACAACGGGCGGCGCGGAGACUGGAACGAGCACGAUCCAUCUCGCCCGAUAAACAACAAACACCUGCUUCGCCCGCAGCCCGCCCACUGUCCCGCACCACCACCAAUGCCAGCCUACACGCAUCGCCGCCAGUGACCAUGACCCCUCCCUCUUCCUCCGCCGAGGCCAAUGGCCGCAACUCAGCCCCAGAGCCUGAAAAGUCGGUUGCUCCAGAAGGACGAGAUGUACCAGACUUCAAGGGCUUUGGGUCAAUAAAGCGAUCCAGCACAACGUCUACAACCUCUGCAGCAUCAAACAGAGACUCAGCUUCGGCCUCUACCCCCAGCGCCUCCAAUCUGGCGCGAUCAGGCACACUCUCAUGGCAGCAGCGUCCGCGACCGGGCUCGAAACUCGGUGGAAGCCGGCCUUCAUCGAUGGUGCUCACUGGUAGUAAGCCUGUCCAGGAGCGGACUGACGAACCUGAGCCGAGCCGAGAUCAAAUCGCAGCAUCACUGGGCGCUCGCGACCCCUCGUGGUUCAAGCAAACGGCGGAUCGUGGCAUUGGGUCUGCUGCAUAUAGAAAGAGCAAGGACGAGGCGCCUUCGAGUGAGAAUGUCAUGUCAGGGAGAAGAGGCCUUCCAGGAAUGUCAAGAGAAUCAUCAGCAGAUCCUGAAAGCUUGGGCAGCCCACCAAUGUCGGAUGCGAGGUCUGACCUCUUCACGAGAGGAUCCUCAAUACGUGAGAGCACGUUCUCGAAUAGCAGCAGCAGGGAUUCUGCAACCUCUACUUCGAGCAGAAAACCGGAUCUAAAGUCACUCUUGGCGGAGGAUGAAGACCAGCAACGAGCCUCGCCGAGUUUCGAUCAAGCUUCAAUUGCGAGCGGCGACUCUGGCAGCGUUGCGCGGACUUUGACCAUGUCGAGCUCUCAGGCACGAUUGACAAACGUCGGUGACAGACCCGCAUCGCCCACGAAAGGAGUUGGUGGUUUUGUGCAGAGCGCGAUGAUGAAGCGAUCGGACAGUCAUAACAAACGCUGGAGUGCACAACCCGGUGCCAGUCUUAGCAGGCAGAACUCUGUGGCAAGUGCACGAAGCGGGUUGGGUGGACUGCAAGGAUCGCAUAGCAUGCCUAAACUUGAGCCGACAUCGACAAACCGCGAAUCGAAGACAGAGAGCUCAUCAAGGCCUACCAGCUCAAGUAAUGGCUUGGGUGGCCUGCACCUGAAUACCGCGCAAGAUGAUGAGAAAUUCGUUAAGCCUGCGUUGCCUCACCACAGCAGGAGCAAAUCCGUGGCAUCCAAUUACAGCGCCAACGAUGACGGCCCAAGCGUCCCACAGUCUCCUGGGAGUCCUUCGAAACGAUGGAGUCCGAACAAGUCCAGUUGGCUGGAGAGCUCGAUUUCUCGGCCUGAAUCUCCAAAGCCUGCACCCUCAAGGAACAGUCAACCCAGCUGGAUGGCGGAUCUGGCGAAGGCGAAGGCGCAGCGUGCAAGCACUGAUUCCACGCUAUAUGCUGCUGAAGCGCAGAAGACCGUGGGAGACGAAGGCUCAAGGCCCGGAUCCCCCACUAAGACCACGCCGUUUGGCCAGAGUGUCCUGAAACGUUCAGAGUCUAAGGAUCUGUCGCAAACAACUACUCCCACGAACAAACUUAAGCCUCUACGGUUAGCAGACAAGUUUACGACGUCGCCAGCCAACCCUUCGCCGCCUGCAAGUAAGCCAGAAGAGACAGCUGCCUCUCCCCCGAAACCCUUGGGCGAUCCUAUCGACUUGGAGCCGAAAAAAGGACUCACUCAGACGUCAACACAGCUGCCUGACAUACCAGUGGAAUCAGCGAAGUCGCCGCCACCUGCUGUCGCAGAGAAGCCAGCGAGUCUUCCAAAGCCUGAGCCGGAGACCCAGUCUGUCAAGUCGCCGCCUCUUCCAAGUGCUGAACCUACUACCCCUAAGACUGGCAGACGCAGUCGGAGUUCAACGCUGAAGUCACCACCCAUCAACAAGAGCAAGGCGAAGCCAGAUACUCCACCGAAGAUGCCGACUACAGACUUCCGCAGCCAGCUGAAGUCACGACCACGCCCUGAGUCGAAGCCUAAAGAUGAGCCUGAAUUCUUGUCCAAGUUUGGCAACCUGCGGAAGACCCAACAGGAACGCUACGUCGCGCCGGAUGUGCUUAAGGAUAACAUCGUGCGUGGAAAGUCUGGCCUUGCCAAUACGACAGGACCUGUCAAGACUGAACGCAAAGACGAGCUAAAGGAGAGUCUACUGGCCAAAAAGGGUGACAUACAAAAAGCAAAAGAAGAAGGCCGUGACCUACCUGGUCAGGCGCACGAGAGGAAGAUUAGCGGAGCACCUCAAGCGCCUUCGAAACCUGAAGCCCUUGCUAAGCGAGAGUUGCUUGGACGCUCUGACUGCGCCAGGAGCGUACAGACCACUGAGAAGACCAGAGAAGCGACCCCUGAAGCUCUCACACGACACAAGAGCUUGAAGGAGAAAUCAGUGUCUGAAGCGCCGCCGAAAGUGACACCAGCCCCUGCACAGACACCGGAACAGAUACCGGUACAGACACCUGCACCUGUACAGACACCUGAACCUGCAACUGCCGAGUCGACCUUCCAGCCUCUGAGUAGACAAACCAGCGAAUCAAGUUCUACAGAGACCAAGCCAAGUCUUGAGAAGUCGAAGUUGGCUGCACGCUUCAAUCCUGGACUUGCUGGCAUACUCGCUCGAGGGCCACCCUCAAAUCGAACUUCUAGGCCCGAGAGUCCAGCGACGCCAGGCCGAUCUGUUCCUCAGACCACGUCAAGCGAGCCUCCCAAAGCUGGUGAGCCACUGCAAGAUGUUCGAAAAGACCGCGCGAAGGGCCCAAAGCGACGCAAAGGUGCCACAAAGGCUACCACUUCUACUCCCGAACCCUCAUCAGCGCCCCCAGCUGACAACGAGGCUAGCGUGCCGCCCACUAAGCCGAAGCCACCUGCACUGCCAGGCUCAGCAGCGUCUGUUAUGAUGGCAUCUCUCAACAAAACUCCACGACCCAUUAGCGUUGGCCCAUAUGGACAGGAGUCCGAGAAAGCCGCUGAUCCAGAGAAGGAUGAAGACACCAAAGCAACGCAAGCAAAGGCAAAGCCGGCAGCACUCCAAGGGUCUGCAGCAUCAAUAAUGAGGGCAUCGUUAAGCAAAAGCCCGCAGCCAGACAAAGACUUUCAAGAGGAGGAGAAGCCAAGUACUCCUACGAAGCCGACCUUCACUCGCGGAGCUGUUGAUCUGCAGAAGCCAGCAACGCCCUCCAAGAGUCCUUCUCUGAUUGGUAGAGGAACGUUCAGCCCGGAGAGGUCCAGCAACGAGACCGCGUCGCCCAGUGUAGUUCCAGCAUUCAAGGGCUUUGGUCCUCGCAGAUCGACCAAAGGCUCCCAACCGGAAGAGAACAAGGAAAACUCGCGGGAUAGUAUACCUUCCGUCAAGGCAGCGGCUACCCAAUGGGGGCGUAGACCGUCUCCUCCUAAGAGCGAUGGACCUUCUCAAAUCCAGUUACCAACAAGGAAAGACGAGGAAGCUGCCAUGAGGUCGGCUGGAUUGCUUGCUUCGAGUCCAAAGAAAAGCGGUCUUGGAAUCACUGUUGAGAAGAAUGGAGACCAGCCCUCACCACCAGCCUCUGCUGGGCUGCCACCCAAACCUGCGAAGUCCUCGCGGACGGUUAGUGGCCAGCUAGCGGAGGCUUCCCCCAAUAAAGGCUUGACGAAUGGCAGUCCCAUUCCGGAUCAGCCCAGCACUGCCACGGGCAGCCUGCUCAGGACUUCGUUCGGCACAAUACCCAAGUAUCGAGAGCCGCUGGCCAUAGACACGCAGACAGUGAUAAGCCCGAGUCAACCCGUGCCUGAGACAUCAAAAACCUUACGCAAGAGUGUGCAACUAGUCGCACAAGACGGGGCACUGAAGUCACUGGCGCCGCAAGAGGAAUAUACGCAUUACAACGAGUCGGCCUACCUCUGCACGCACACUUCCACCAAUCCCAAAGGUGUCAAAACUUCGCAGAUCUACUUGUGGGCUGGUUCGCGUGCCUCCGAAAGCAACGUCGAGACCGCGAACACAGCCGGCAAAAAGCUCUCGAAGGAGAAUGGCUCUGCCAGUGUCCAGCUUGUGCGUCAGGGCAUGGAGCCGGCUUCUUUCUUGCACUCAAUGGGCGGCAUAUUUGUGACUCGCCGUGGUGGACGGGAUAGCGCAACCAAGCAGUAUAUGCUAUGCGGUCGCAAACACCUCGGCCACAUUGUUUUCGAUGAGGUGGACUUUGCGAUCGACUCGCUGUGUGCUGGCUUCGUCUUCUUGGUCUCUUAUCCUGUUAGCCUGCAGCAGACAAAACUUUACCUCUGGAAAGGCUCUUCCUGCUCGGCUGAAGAACUGAGUGCAGCUCGACUUGCUGCAAUGGAUUUGAGCGAGACUGGUGAAAUUAUAGAGGUGGAUGGAGGUGUUGAAUUCCCAUCCUUCCUCAAGGUCUUUGGCGCCAACACCACCAAGUGGAAUGUCCCCAAGGUCUCCGACGUCUGGCAAUCGAAAGCUGCAUCGCCCGACAAGUUCAAGUCACGGCUUUUCAGGAUCCAGCAAGCUGAAGCCAAAACCGGCCUCCUCACGACCCUAUGGAACAGACGCCCAAGCUGGAACAGCCUCUCACCCGCUCGCUCACCCGCAAGAGACGCAGAGGAAGUCAAAGUCGAAGCCAAAGAAACCACUCCAUUCACACAAGAACAGCUCGACGUCGACGGGAUCUACCUCCUAGACGCGCACAGCGAAGUCUUCAUCCUCAUCGGCCCCCUGCUCGCAUCCCACCCAGACCGCAUUCGAGACACUCUCCUCGGACAAGCACUGCUCUUCGCAUCUGACUACACCAUCAUGUCAGCCUCGCUAGAAGACCGCCGCUCCAUACCCAAAUGCUCCGUCUUAUUCUCCGGCGUGCCGCGGGAUGUCAAGAUGUUGUUCAGACACUGGGAUGAAGGUAGAGGGCUCUGGGGAACCGCUGGGUUGAUGGCCGGGUCGGCGUCGCCGAGUAUUGGCAGGGAUGUGAAGCUCAUGCCUUUGGAUGAGAUGUUGACGGAGGUUUGUAGGGACUAG
Zasmidium cellare ATCC 36951 is the source of this 5262-nucleotide messenger RNA. RefSeq lists its product as uncharacterized. NCBI's taxonomy places the organism in Eukaryota, Fungi, Ascomycota, Dothideomycetes, Mycosphaerellales, Mycosphaerellaceae. Gene Ontology annotation, molecular function: phosphatidylinositol-4,5-bisphosphate binding; actin filament binding. The record is from RefSeq and is a predicted model, not a curated record. The transcript is spliced from 4 exons. Gene Ontology annotation, biological process: barbed-end actin filament capping; actin filament severing. The coding region runs from base 1 to 5262 and encodes 1753 amino acids.